This is a messenger RNA of Ananas comosus (pineapple), 1848 nucleotides long. Its product is annotated as vacuolar cation/proton exchanger 3-like. Bases 211 to 1581 code for a protein of 456 amino acids. The transcript has 13 exons. Gene Ontology annotation, biological process: calcium ion transmembrane transport; intracellular calcium ion homeostasis. The record is from RefSeq and is a predicted model, not a curated record. Gene Ontology annotation, molecular function: calcium:proton antiporter activity. Gene Ontology annotation, cellular component: plant-type vacuole membrane. NCBI's taxonomy places the organism in Eukaryota, Viridiplantae, Streptophyta, Magnoliopsida, Poales, Bromeliaceae.
CUCUCUCUCUCUCUCAUCGAUCACACCAUUCCUCACCACCACCACCACCGCAUCCCACGAGCGAAGCAGCGAACGCGAAUUUCCCAAAUUACCCUCCUCCUUCUCUUCUUCUUCUUCUUCUUCUUCUUCUUCUUCUUCUUCUUCCUCAUGAAUUUCUCUAUUACUACAUCAUUGUGAUUGCAGCGUCGGAAUCGGCGGGAUGCUCGUCUUAUGGAGAUGGAGAAGAUAAAUCAAAAGACCCAGAUGGCUACACUGCGCUCUAAUCCGGAAAUAGUUUCGCUGGACGGAAGGUUAGAUGAGUUUGAGGAUGAAAGCCUCGUUAGCCCGGUGGCGCACUCCAGAAAGCCUUCUGGUUUUGAGGGAACCCACCGUAACUCUUUUUCUGUCGACAAACAAGAGUGCACCGUCGAAUAUCUGAAGGCUAGAUUUUUCAGGAGCUUGAAGAUCGUAUUGUUUACAGCAAAGAUUAAUAUGUUGAUGCCUUGCGGCCUUAUUGCGGUCUUGAUCAACUACAUUACUGGUGACCAUGGAUGGGUGUUUUUCCUCAGCUUGCUAGGUAUCAUUCCUUUUGCAGAGCGGCUGGGAUUUGCCACGGAGCAACUAGCACUCUUUACAGGACCAACAGUUGGUGGCCUCCUAAAUGCUACCUUCGGAAACGCAACAGAAUUGAUCAUAUCAAUCCAUGCUCUGAGAAACGGAAUGUUGCGAGUAGUCCAGCAAUCAUUACUUGGAUCUAUCUUGUCAAACAUGCUUCUGGUCCUUGGCUGUGCAUUCUUUAGUGGAGGGAUUGUUUUCAUCGAUAAAAAGGAGCAAGUUUUCAAUAAGGCAUCGGCUGUAAUGAACUCUGGAUUGCUUUUAAUGGCAGUCAUGGGCUUACUCUUUCCGGCUGUCCUCCACUACACCCACACUGAAGUCCAGUUUGGCAAGUCCGAAUUAGCCUUGUCAAGAUUCAGCAGCUGCAUUAUGCUUGUGGCUUACGCCUCCUAUCUCUUUUUCCAGUUGAAAAGUCAGGAAUAUUUAGAUUGUCCAGUUAACGAGGGAGGAAGUCCGAAUGAACAGGGCGCAGAUGACGAAGAAAGUGCUGAGAUUUCGAAAUGGGAAGCGAUCAUCUGGCUUGCUGUUUUGACUGCUUGGAUUUCUGUACUCUCUGAAUACUUAGUUGAUGCUAUAGAGGGGGCCUCAACUGCAUGGAGGAUACCAGUUGCUUUUAUUAGUGUUGUUUUACUUCCGAUUGUGGGGAAUGCUGCAGAGCAUGCAAGCGCCAUAAUGUUUGCAAUGAAAGACAAACUUGACAUUUCUCUCGGAGUGGCAAUUGGAUCAUCUACACAAAUAUCAAUGUUCGGGAUUCCGUUCUGUGUAGUAAUUGGGUGGAUGAUGGGACAACCAAUGGACUUAAAUUUUCAGCUUUUCGAGACAGCCACUCUCUUCAUAACUGUAAUAGUUGUGGCAUUCAUGCUACAGGAUGGAACUUCUAACUACUUCAAGGGCUUAAUGCUCAUUCUUUGCUAUCUUAUUGUAGCUGCCAGUUUUUUCGUACAUGUUGAUCCUACAUCUGCCGAAGAUGCGCCUCCGCGAGAAUAAGGGUUGCUAAACUGAUGUCUUCAGAAGAUUCACAAUGACAUUAUAAACAUUAUUAUACUCCUUGCAACUGCCCUCAUGAGACAUGGCUAUUUCUUGUCUACUGACAAUUUUGCAAAUCAGGGUCUUCCAAAAAUUGCUAAUUUUGAUUGUCUUUAGUUCGGUGCGAGUUUUUUGUCUACAGAGUGCCGAUUUACUGGUGUAAGAAUAUUCAUGUAAAUACUCAGCAGUUACAUUAACUCACCGUGUACAAAAAUUGCUGGAUCAAAC